AUGACCGAGAAACCAACUCCGCGAAACGAGGGGAUUUCUCAGCCUCCCAAUCAGGCUUCUGGCCAGGAUUUGGAAAAUGCAAUGACUCUGGAUCUUCUGGGAGUGAGUGUAUACAACUUGCAACAUGACUUUCUGGAGCUAGUAUCAGCAUCCAAAGAUGCUACAUCCGGAAAGGCUCUUUCGAAAUCCUCCAAAAUUUAUGAGAUUGAAAAUCUACAGGGCCCUGCCGGUGUUAUCCGAAAAAUGGGAGCCGAUGUCAUCUGUCCCAUGGAUAAAAAGAUGGGCGCUGCCUACGUCCACAGCCUGCACGGCGAGGAUCAUGUGGGAGAAGCAACUCAUAUGCUCAGUUAUUCGUGGAGCUACAGCCUUGGUGAUAUCAUGGAUACUCUUUCUGACUUCUGCGAGCACAAGGGACUCAAUCCAAAGAGGACCUAUAUUUGGAUAUGCUGCCUGUGUGUCAAUCAACAUAGGGUGGUGGAAAAUUCUGCAUUGAAAAACUCAGGUAUGACAGCUCCUCCCCAGGUUGAUUUCUUUGCCAUCUUUGGAGAAAGGGUCAAGAGGAUUGGGCAUGUGUUGGCGAUGAUGGCUCCGUGGCAUUCCCCUGUGUACAUCACUCGAGUCUGGUGCAUCUUCGAGAUAUUCACUGCUCACACCACAGAUAAAUGCAAAGUAGACAUUGUCAUGCCCCCAAAAGAGAAGGAUUCUUUGGAGCAGGAUGUGAUUGAUACGGGCAGUGGUGUCAAUGCACUUUAUGCAACCUUGGGAAGCACCAAGGUCCAGGACGCCAAGGCAUCUGUGGAAAGUGACAGGCUGUCCAUUCUGAGCCAAGUGGAAUCUGACGUAGGAUAUUAUGAGCUGAACAACCAAGUGAACAUAUUGCUUCGUGGAUGGAUGCAUAGGACCCUGACUCAGCUGGUGGAGAGUAGAGAGAUUACCAUCGAUGAGGAAUAUGUGGACUUUUGCAACCAAGUUGGUGUUAUUGUUGAAAAGAACGGAGAACCUGAGUUAGCUAUGAAACUCCAUCAAGCUGCUCUGCACAUUUGUAACUUUGCAUUCAGUGAAAAUCACAAGAGCACAGCAACCACCUAUGGCUGCAUUGGAGUUGUACAGUUUGCGGUAGGUGAUUAUGACACAGCUUUGGAAAUGCUUCAGACAGCUCUUGACAUUAGAUUUUCAGUGGUGGGCAAGAAUCAUCCUGACACGGCCCAAUCUUUCAAUGACAUUGGAGUUGUGCUUGAGGCCAUGGGUGACCAUGAAGGUGCUCUGUCAAAAUUCACAGAAGCUCACAGCAUUAGAUUGUCAUUGCUGGGCAAAAAUCACCCCGAUGCAGCUGAAUCUUGCAGCAAUAUUGGCUCUGUUCUGGAUGUGAUGGGUGACUAUGAAGGAGCCUUUUCAAAGUUCAAGGAGGCUCUUGCCGUUGAAGAGUCAGUAUUGGGCAAGAAUCAUCCUGAUGUGGCACAUACACACCACAACAUUGGUUCGGUUCUGUCUAAGAUGGGAGAUUCCGAGGGUGCAUUGGCAAAGUACAGGGAAUCCCUUGCCAUUAGGUUGUCUGUAUUGGGGAAGAAGCAUCCUGCUGUGGCAGCAACCUACAGAAAUAUGGGCGGUGUGCUCCAGCAAAUUGGUGACUAUGACGGAGCCCUGUCGAAGUACAAGGAAGCACUUGUCAUUCAAGAGUCAGUGUUGGGUACGGAUCAUCCGGAUACACAAACGUCCCUAGAUUUGAUCGAAAUUGCCAACACAGAACUGGAGAAGCAAUCGACGUAG
Molecule: messenger RNA, 1767 nt
Organism: Seminavis robusta
Lineage: Eukaryota; Bacillariophyta; Bacillariophyceae; Naviculales; Naviculaceae
Source: the annotation of a GenBank genome assembly